AUGGCUUUACACGCGGCAGUAAAGGGUAAAUUGAUCAGUGUCAUCGGAGAUGAGGACACAUGUGUUGGCUUCUUAUUGGGUGGGAUUGGUGAAAUCAACAAGAACAGACACCCCAAUUUCAUGGUUGUUGACAAAAAUACCCCAGUAAGCGAAAUCGAAGAUUGCUUCAAGCGGUUCGUCAAGCGCGAUGACAUUGACAUCAUUCUAAUCAACCAGAACGUGGCUGAGUUGAUCCGACAUGUGAUUGACGCUCACUCGGCGCCGGUGCCCGCCGUACUUGAGAUCCCCUCCAAAGACCAUCCUUACGACGCAAGCAAGGAUUCCAUUUUACGUCGGGCCAAGGGCAUGUUCAACCCAGAAGACUUGUCAAUGUUCGGUGCUGAAAACUACGCCAAUUAA
Molecule: messenger RNA, 399 nt
Organism: Arctia plantaginis
Lineage: Eukaryota; Metazoa; Arthropoda; Insecta; Lepidoptera; Erebidae
Source: the annotation of a GenBank genome assembly